This is a messenger RNA of Cladophialophora carrionii CBS 160.54, 1200 nucleotides long. RefSeq lists its product as uncharacterized. NCBI's taxonomy places the organism in Eukaryota, Fungi, Ascomycota, Eurotiomycetes, Chaetothyriales, Herpotrichiellaceae. The coding region runs from base 1 to 1200 and encodes 399 amino acids. The transcript has 2 exons. Gene Ontology annotation, cellular component: mitochondrion. The record is from RefSeq and is a predicted model, not a curated record.
AUGGAAAUGGCUGCCGGGGUCCAGCUCUUCAAAAUGUGGGAUCACGUUGAAGAACGAUGCAAACUGGCCGUUAUCGAGAAAUUGGCCAAAUGGGAGAGUCAAUUGAUGUCGAUUAAGUUCCCAGCGUAUGGCUGCCUAUAUCCUCGCCAUUUCUUGCCGGACAAUGAGAGGAAAUCGGACGUUCCAUCAGAUAUCGAUCAAUCCGGAUCCUACUGUAUUGGUCGAUUCUGCGAUCCCGCUUGGUCUGCUGCGCCCGAAAAUGCCACAUUGGCGCCUUGGCUUUCUCUCACCGAAUUUGGAACCGCGCUUGCACAACGAGAGAUCCACCGCAUCUCACAGGAACCCCAAGGCGUCCACACCGUCAACCACCGUGGCACAGCUGCCGAACACGUCCUUUUGCUCGAGACCACCAUUGAAGUCAUGAAAGUCGUCGGCACCCACUCCGACCUCCUUCAUCAUUCCAGACCUACCCUCUGUCACACUGAUUUGCACAUGGGCAACAUUUUUGUCUCGGAAGACGACCCUUCUGAAAUCUCUGCAUUUAUUGACUGGCAAUUUAUACAGAUAGGUCCUAUGUUCUUACAGGCCCGUUGGCCCGUCUUUUUGACCCCUCCCAAAGACUACCCGGUUGGGAUCGUCAAGCCCAAGUUACCUGACGACUAUGAAGACCUGGAUGAGGAGGGAAAGAAGGAAGCAGACUACAGAUUCAAGCAGGCCAUGACAGCCAAGGCCUACGAAAUCAGAUGCCUUCUUGACAACAAAGACGCGUACGAUGCCAUGCAAGUGCCUCGCGUAUACCGGGAACUCUUCAUUCGCUGUGGGAAUACGUGGGAAGAAGGGCCUGCGCCACUGCGCGAGUGCCUGAUUGCGAUUUCCAAUAAUUGGCACGAGCUAGGUUUGCCGGGCGAAUGUCCCUACACAUUCCAGGCGGCAGAUAUCCAGAAACAUGAAAAACAAUUCGAAGAUUACAAGGAAUGGCAUCUAGCAAGAGAGUUCGCGAAGGAAUAUCUCGACACCGACGCAGAUGGCUGGAUUCCCCCGGAAAUAGAUUUCAACAGGAAGCAAGAACAAAACAAGGCGCUUUUCGCUUUGUACGUGGAGAGAGUGGCUGGCCAGAUGUCGCAAGAGAAAAUAGGCAUGAUGGGGCCAUUUCCACCUACCGAGCCUGCUCAACCUCCUUUCAACCCAAUGCUGAGGUGA